CGUGAACGCAGAAUGCGCAACGUAAAAUCAAACUGCGUAACACAUUAAACUAAUGCAGCAAUUUGUUGCAAAACUCAAUUAAAAACCUAAAACGAAUUAGAAUAAGUGAUAAAAAUGUGAUGUCAAGUAAGCGACGACGAAACAGCUGCAAAAGCAUUUGAUGAACAACAAUUCAAAAAGGAAAUCAAUAAUAAUAACAAUAACAAUAAACGCUCUUAAGUGUCCAACUCUUCUUCUUCUUCUUAUAGUUGCUGUUGUUGUUGGAUUGUGUGCACCGUGUUUUAAUCGUAGCAGCAACAACAAAUAAUUGAAAGUAAAACAAAAGAGAACUAUAAAUAAUAAAAUAAAAAAAGAAAAACACGAACAAAAUAUUUCGGCCACAGCGGCAGCUAAAUAGAAAUAAUAAAAUAACUAAAUAAAAAAAAUGUGGAAAGCCAGCGAAUGCGCCGCAGCAGCAGAAGCGCCACACAGCGUCGCAUUCGCAGUUGCCGUCGCAGCAGCCGCCGCCAACGCGUGGAAAGCAGCAAAAAGCAACGCAUGACCGAACGACGCGACGUUAAAAAGCAAGCAAAACAAUUGCUUCAAACUAAAGAGUGCAACAAAAACAACAAAAAACACACAAUAUAAUAAUUAUCAUAACAAAAGCAACAACAACAACAACAACAACAAAGGCGUAGAAUAGCCGUAGGAGUAGAAAAACAAAAGGCAGAAUAAGAAGCAGCAGCAGCAGUAGCGGCAGUUUAACGUGCAAUAACUACACAAAAGAACGCUAAACGCACACGAAAAACGAAAUACAACUAAAGGAGAGAGCGAGAGCGAGCGCUUGCCAGUGCGAGUGAGAGAGAGAGAGAGUGUCAGCAAAACUCUCGCCUGAAAAAAAAUAUAUAAAAAAAAACUAAAACAGAAGCCGAAAAACAGACAAAACAACAGAAGCCGAGCUUUCAGUGUUGUUGUUGUUGUUGUUGUGUUGUGUUGCCAUGGCCAGCAUCAGCAGCAGCAGCGCAACAAAUGCAGCCAGCAGCAACGCAACAGCGCUGCCCUCACUAUUUGCCGGCAGCAAUAGCAGUAGCAGCAACAGCAGCAGCGCCGUCGCCAACGUCGCAGCCGCCGCCGCCGUCGCCAAAGAUAUGGACGGACUGAUUGCCAUCAAUGAUAGCGCAUUAUCGCAACAAAUCGAAUUUAUACUACAAGAUGCUCCCAUGGAGCAGGAUGACGAGCAACAGCUGCAGCUCAAUAUGGCAGCGGCAGCAGCGACGGCGGCAGCAGCCGCAGCAGCAGCAGCAGCGGCGGCGGCGGCGGCGGCAGCGUCGAAGCUCGACAACCACCCACCGACAACAAAUGCAACAAUAACGACAACAACAACAAACAGCGCUUCCGCAUACAUCAACCAUAACAACAACAACAACAUUAAUAAUAAUAAUAUAAAUAACCACAACAACAACAGCCUGAGUGUUGAGGAACAUCAGCAACUGUUGCUGCAACAACAUCACGCCCAACAGCAGCAACAGCAGCAGCAACAUCAUCUGCUGAAUGGGCGACGGAUCAUUAUUCAAUCAACGGGCAGCGGCGCCACCUCUGUCCUGGCGGCCAGCGACAUCAAGGAGGAGCAACAGGAGCUGGAGGACGAGCCGGAAGAGGAGGAGGAGGAGGAAGAUCCGGAGCUAAACGAUGAGAAUCUGCAGGACAUCGAAGAGGAGGCGCAGGCAGCCGAGGCUGAUGAGGAGCCCGAAACGGCGACACAUUUGCAACAUCAUCAUCAUCAUCAGCAGCAGCAGCAGCAGCAGCAACCACAACAUCAUCAUCAACAUCAUCAUCACCAGCAGCAGCAGCAGCAACAACAGCAGCAACAACAACAGCAGCAGCAACAACAACAGCAACAACAACAACAUCUGCAGCAACAGCAGCAGCAACACCUGCAGACGCAGGUCAAACUGGAGCUGGACGAUAUGCCCGACGAUGAGGAGGAGGAGGAGGAGGACGAGGAUGAGCAUAUGCAGCAGCCGGCGCAGCAGCAGCAGCAACAACUUGAGUCACUGCAACAACAAUUGGAGUACUCGACAACGGCCCAGCAGCUGGUGCUGCCCGCCGGCAGCAUUGUCAGCACCACAACGCGCGCUCUGGCGGUGCCCGUUUCAGAGGCGGCGCUGGUCCAGCUGCAGCGACGUCCCGUCUACAUAAGCAAUGCAACGAUGAGCAGCUUGGCGGGCGCCACAUAUGUGCGCAUGCCGGCCGCGGCUGUGAUCAGCCGCAGUCCGAUGACCGUACUGAAUGUGGUGCAGCAAACGGGCGGACCCACCGCACAGCUCAUAUUGCAGGCGGCCACGGCGGCGGCAGCGGCACAGGCGCCGCCACAGCCACAGUCAGCAGCAGCAGCAGCAACGGUUGCAGCAGCCGCAGCAGCAGCGCCGUCGCCCAGCAACGAGCAGCAGCAGCAGCAACUGGCGGCGCUGGCCCUGGCACAACAACAACAGCAGCAGCAACAACAACAGCAGCAGCAGCAGCAGCAACAGCAGCAGCAGCAGCAGCAACAACAGCAGCAGCAGCAACAACAGCAGCAACAGCAACAGCAACAACAUCAUCAGUCCAUCAAGCCAGCGCCUGCCACCAGCAGCGUGGCAACAUCCACGACCAGCUACCAGUGCAUGGAAUGCGUGGAGAAGUUCGAUUCAAAGGAACUCUUUGAUAUACAUCGCAGCGGGCAUGCCAACAAUAUGAAGUGCGCCAUCUGCAACAUGGUCCUGAAGUCGCUUAAAAACUAUGAGAAACAUUGCCUGCGCUGCAAGCCCUACGAGUGCCAGAUAUGUGGUCGUGUUGUGCGCUUUCGCCCAAACUUUAUUAAGCAUAUGCGCGUGCAUACGGGCCAGCAAUCGGAAAGGCAUAAAUACAAAUGCGAGGUGUGCCACAAGGAGUUCAUGAGCUUUGAAUACUUUAAGGUGCACAAGAAGAUACACAACGAGAACGUGAAUCUGACCUGCGAGAUAUGCGGCAAGGUGUUCAGUGCGCUUGCCUCGCUGCGCGGCCACUCCAAGCUGCAUUCGGGCGUCAAGCUGCACAAAUGCGACGUCUGUGGCAAGGGCUUUGGUCAGCGCUAUAAUCUGAAAAUACAUGCGCGCACGCACACGGGCGAUUUUCCGUUUGAGUGCAAGGUGUGCAAGAAGAAGCUGCAUACGCAAUCCUCACUGCAGACGCACAUGCAGGUGCAUCUGCGGGAUCAGCCCAAGGGCAGCGCCGCCAUCAGUAGCAACAGCAACAGCGGCGUCGCCGCAGCCGCCGCCACCGCCGCCAGCACCACCACCAGCACCGGCAACAAUAGCAACAGCAACAGCAAUGCUGUCGCAGCCGUGUCAGCAGCCAAUGUCAAACUGGAACCGGGUCUGGAACAACCCGGCACCAGUCUGCAACAGCAGCAGCAACAACAUCUGCAGCAGCAACAGCAACACGAUGUGGACAUGGAUGAUCAGUCUGGCGUGAGCGAUGAGGAGACUGAGAGUGCUGUCCAUAAUUUGACCAAUAAUCGUUUAACCACCGGCGAAGACUCCUCGAAUGAGUCCUCAUCGAAUGCCUCGCUACAGCAGCCGCACUCUUCCUCAGCCAGCUCAACGCACUCGCAACAGCAGCAGCAACAGCCGCAGCAGCAGCAGCAGCAAUAUAUUGUGUCCACGCCCACGCGCACCAUUGUCAUCAAGAACUACGUGCAACAGCAGCAGCAGCAACAACAGCAGCAGCAGCAGCAGCAGCAAUCGUCAGAGCAGCCAACUGGCAAUGGCAACUGCUCGAGCGUGCUGCACACACAGGUCAUACAGAGCGGUGCGGGCACCAGCAACGGCCAUCACAUCAUCAACGCCAACAACAAUGCCAGCAACAACAGCAGCGGUGGCGGCGGCAGCAGCCACACAAGCAACAGCAGCAACGGCACCAAUAACAGCAACAACAGCAGCAGCAGCAUCAGUACCUGCAAUGUUGCAACACAAGCCACAGCCAGCAAUUUGGCGCAGCAACUGUUGCGCAAAACGCCCAUCAUACACUCGACGGGCACGCUUAGCUCCGCGCUCGCCAGCGUGGUGCAGCAGACGGGUGUUGGUUCGCCGGCGCAAUCGCCAUCAUCUUCAUCCACAUCGUGUUCCUCCACCGUGCUGGUGUCCAAGGCGACGGGUGUGCCGUUGUCGAUUGCCUCAUCGGCGGCGCUGGGCGGCUCCACAAUAAUUCGCAGCACGCGCAAUCAUCAUCAUCAGCAGCAACAGCAGCAGCAACAGCAGCAGCAACAACAGCAGCAGCAACAACAGCAGCAGCAGCAGCAGAGCAACUGCAGCAGUCUGCGAGUUGUGACUGGACAGCAGCAGCAGCAGCAGCAGCGUAAUAACCACCGAAAUCACCACCGACGUCGUCAUCUGGCGGACAUGGAUGACGAUGAUGAUGAUGACGAUAAUGAUGAGGAUGAGACAAGCGCACAGUUGCGCGCUGCCACCAAUGGGCAUCAUCAUCAUCAUCAUCAGCAACAGCCGCAGCAGCAGCAGCAACAGCAGCAGCAGCAGCACCUGAAUCAAAAUCAUAAUCAUGGCCACAGCCAUAAUCACAACCACAACCAUCAUCAUCAUCAUCACAAUCAUUUCGAUGAUGAUGAUGAUGAUGAGAAAUCAUCACCGUCCCUGGCAACAGCUGCCAUUAUCAAAGUGGAACCGAAUCUCUACUCAUCGGGCUCCGGCGAUAAUUCCAACGACAUGUUCAUCAAAGAGGAGGUCAUGUUCGAAGAUUCAGCCGCACCACAUUCACCACAAUCGCCGCCCAGCUCCAAAUUUCGCAUCUCGAACUUUGACAGCGAUCUGGUUGAUCAUCAUGUCGAUCUAAAUCAUUCGCUGCCGCCAUAUGGUAACCUCUUUGAGCCGCACUCAAUACCCGACAGCAUACCCGUACAGCUCUAUCCGGAUGAUGAUGAUGAUUUCCGUUUGGAUCACAGCUCGCUGGGUGGACUGCACAAUACCUCGUCCUCGACCACUGAUGGCGAUUUCAUCAAAAAGGAAUGGGUAUACGGCAGCGGCACCAGCAGCUAUGCCAUGAAUGGUAAAUUUGAUGAUGACAGCGAUGCCCUCUGCGAUGCCGCCAACUUUAUAUACAAUUGAGUGAAGCGACGUGUGCUCCGACGUGUACACGACGCGGCCAUGUCCACUGUAUGCUGACCCAAGGGGCAGGGCGACAAGCGGGAGCAGCAGCAGCAGCAGCAGCACCUGCAGCAGGGGAAGCACCAGCAGCAACAAAUUCGAAUUCUUAACGCACACACACACCCACACCCACAAAAACACACACACAUGCAGCACAUGUUCGUGUGCAUACAUAUAUAUAUACCAGCCCCAUGUAUCCUUAAUAUAUAUAUAUAUAUAUAUAUACAUAUAUAUAUCUAUAGAUAUUUAUGUAUGUGUUUAGAGAGAGAUUAUGUUUUUUUUUCCUUGUAUACACAUGUAUAUUUAUAUAUAUACACUUAUCUAAUAUAUAUAUAUAUAUAUAUAUAUAUAUAUAUAUGUAUAUCUAUAGUAAUUUGCUAUCUCUGUCGCGCUCGUGAUCUUAACGUGAUCUUAAACUAAAUCAAUGUGUAAAACGUAUUUGUAACUGUAUUUUGUAGUUGUUUCUAUAUAAUUGAAAAAAAGGCAAAAAAAAAAAACCAACAAAAAAAAUAUGAAAGCAGCAACUGCUCUGCUAGGAUGUAUGAGAAUGUUGCAAUCUGUCUCUUUCACACACACACACACAAUAUCAUACCUAUAGUGUCUGUCUGUCUCGCUCACUCUAUAUCUCUCUCUUUGUCUCUGUGUGUCUUUGUCCAGUUCGUAAGCAACAAAUUGUCUUGAAAUUUUCUUAGUUUUAUCAUUUCUUGUAUUUUGUUUAAACUAUUUGUCGCUACAUGCCUUAACUCUCCCCACACACUCUCCCUCUCUCCCUCUCUCUUUCUCUCUUUGUGUCCACUUGUUUUUGCGCUCUCUUUCCUUAACUUGCACGACUUUCAGUUUUGUUAGCUUUGAUCUCGCUUACAGUUGAUUUUUCAUUUGUUAACUAUCAACCAAGUUUUGGCCUUUAUCUCACAGAUAUAUAUACAUAUAUAUAUAUAUAUAUAUAUAUAAUCAACUUUAUUGACGCCCUGAAAUUGACUUUAAAGAGAACCCGCAGCCCAGGCGUGCCAAAUGUUUGCCCAUUCGUCAUAUCUUUCUAAUUUUUUGUUUUUUUUUUCAGUAUUGUUUUUCGGCCCCGAAACCAAAUUUUGUUAAUUAAGAUUUCUAAACUUAGGCAAGAGAUCAUCAGGAAACGCGUUCCAAAAAAAAAAAAAAGAAGCAAAUUCUCAAAUAUAUAAAUAUAUAUAGUUUUCGUCAGUAUUUUUUGUUUAAAUACUUUCCGCUAGCCAACCUCACCUCUUCUCUCUAUAUAUAUUAUAUUUAGUUUAUAACUUUCUCUUCCCCCCGAUCUUAUGUGCAAUUCUCACAACAUGCCCACAAUGCCACGCCCCCAAACUAACUUUGAAAUUUUGCUAUAAAAAAAAUAUAUAUCUAUAUACAUA
This is a messenger RNA of Drosophila montana, 6538 nucleotides long. RefSeq names its product AF4/FMR2 family member lilli. Bases 978 to 5117 code for a protein of 1379 amino acids. Gene Ontology annotation, molecular function: DNA-binding transcription factor activity, RNA polymerase II-specific; RNA polymerase II cis-regulatory region sequence-specific DNA binding. The transcript is spliced from 5 exons. NCBI's taxonomy places the organism in Eukaryota, Metazoa, Arthropoda, Insecta, Diptera, Drosophilidae. The record is from RefSeq and is a predicted model, not a curated record. Gene Ontology annotation, biological process: regulation of DNA-templated transcription.